GAGCAGGACUACCAUGGCGCUUCGGAGUCGAGUCAAGUUUGCCAAAUGCCAAAUGCUGGUCACCAGCUUCUUUGUCUUGCUGCUGAGCCUGGCCGGGGCUUCCAUUGUGGCGCUCACACACUUUGGGGACCACUUUACUGUCAUCAGCCGUGCACCCUUAGAGAGGAGCCCCUUCCAGUCCCUGGACCGCUGGGUGUUUGCUGUGGGGAUCGUCCUGGCGGGCCUGUUGGGCCUGGGAGCUGCCCUGAGUGCUGCAGCUACCGUGAGGGAGGCCCAGGGCCUCAUGGCUGGGGGGUUCCUGUGCUUCAUCCUGGUGUUCUUGGCUCUAGCACAGGUGGCCUUCUGGAGGCUCCGCAACCCCACCCAGGUGGAGGAUGCCGUGCUGGACACCUAUGACCUGGUGUAUGACCAGGCAGUGAGGAGCCCGUCGGGCACCCAGAGCCAGGAGCUCACUGCCAUCCAGGACACGUUUCUGUGCUGUGGAAAGACCUCUCCUUUCGGACUCUUGGGGAGCGGGGAGGCCGCCCUGUGUCAGGGCCCUGAGGCAGCAAGAGAGGACUGCCUGCAGAGCAUCAGGAACUUUCUGAGGACACACGCGACCAUCACCUCCACCCUGACCGGUGCCGGCCUAGCCCUCACGGUAUACGCCAUGCUGCUCAGCACCUUCCUCUGGCUUGCUAUCCACAAGGGCUGCGGCUUGGACCACAAAGGCGGAUACUCCCUGACCCCACGAGCCCAUGGCUACCAGUACCAGGAGCCCAGCCUCUUCAGACGAUUCCAGGAAGCACCCGUGCCUCGACACCCUUCUGAAGCAGAGGACGUUCUAUAGCCAUGGAGGUCCAGCAGGACACCUGGGUGGCCCACGGUGGGGCCAGGUCACCUACCUGCCCAGAGGGCGGGCGACGCUGGCCGUGGCGAAUCCUCCAGGGAGAUGAGGGCAGGGGGAGGGGAGAGCUGCCAGGCCGAUGCCUCCCUGAGGGCGGGCCAGGCUGACCAGGCUGGGAGGACGAGGACAGAGGAGCCAGCACGAGACAGGCCGGACUCCCGGUCAGUGCCGUCCAGUGCCUGCCAGCUCUGCACAGGCCCUCUCCCCCCCCCCCGGCCCCCCGGGGCUGUGCGGUAACACAGCAUCAACGUGGUCACUGGUCUCUGUGACAGCUUAGGGUAGGAAGGGUUUGUUCCGGCUCGGGGGCUCAGAGG
Messenger RNA from Dipodomys ordii (Ord's kangaroo rat), 1200 nucleotides. RefSeq names its product tetraspanin 32 (gene Tspan32). Bases 14 to 829 code for a protein of 271 amino acids. The transcript has 9 exons. Lineage: Eukaryota; Metazoa; Chordata; Mammalia; Rodentia; Heteromyidae. Gene Ontology annotation, cellular component: membrane. The record is from RefSeq and is a predicted model, not a curated record.